Messenger RNA from Benincasa hispida (wax gourd), 3106 nucleotides. Lineage: Eukaryota; Viridiplantae; Streptophyta; Magnoliopsida; Cucurbitales; Cucurbitaceae. The record is from RefSeq and is a predicted model, not a curated record.
GGAGAGAUAAGAAACAAAGACUUUUCAACCGUAGACUUCUUCGCCGCCCUCUCUCUCUCUCUUACGCAUCAAAAAGCUACUUCUCACCUUCCCUCCAUUUUUCUCCCCAACACCCACGUACGAUUUACACAGACUUCUCUGAACUAAUUUCAUUCAUAUCCCUAAAAUCUUCUUCAAUUUCAUGAAGAAUCUGUGUCUCCUCUAAUGGCGGACUACUGUAAAUUAACCAAGCAUUCCUCUACAACUGCAACGACUUUCCUAUUCGCUUUCUUCCACCUCUAUUUUCUCUCCCUCUCUGCUUCCGGCGACUCGCCGUCGCCCUACAAACCCACCGAUAACAUACUUCUUAAUUGUGGUUCAUCUGAAAACUUAUCUCCAUUUGGGGACAACCGCACGUGGUUCAGCGACGUUCAAUCCAAAUUCUUCCCUUCCGAUUACAAUCACAAUGGUGCAUCGGUCAUUUCACGAGCCGAGACGCAAUCCUCUUCGGUCAACGACGUCCCUUACUUAACAGCACGCCUCUCCCGCUCCCAAUUCACCUACUCUUUUCCUCUGAGUCCUGGCCCGAAAUUCGUUCGCCUUUACUUCUACUCUGCUUUCUACUCUGACUUCGACCGUUUCAAAGCUUUUUUCUCUGUCAAAACUUCUCUCUACACCCUCCUUUCUAAUUUCAAUGCUUCCGUUAAUGGCGAUGAUCCUAAUUCCGGCACUAUCACUCGCGAGUUCUGUGUUUACGCAGAUGGAAAUGAUGAAAUGCUUAACAUUACAUUCUUUCCGGCAAAUCCAGACUCGUAUGCUUUUAUCAAUGGGAUUGAGAUUGUAUCCAUGCCCUUGGAUCUUUAUUAUACCCCAGCGUUGAAGCUUAUCGACCAGAAUAAUCAGUUCCUCCCAGUUGAUAACAACACGUCUCUUCAGAAAGUUUACAGAAUGAAUAUUGGUGGAACAGCCAUCUCCCCUCUUGUAGACACUGGAAUGUUUCGAACUUGGUCAAAGGAAAGUAAUUCGUUGAAUGGAUAUGUAUUCAAUGCUCAACCUGCUAACUUAUUUAUCCAACUCAAUUAUGUUAAAAUACCAUCAUACACGGCUCCAGAAGAUGUGUAUCGCACUGCUCGGACCAUGGGUCCAAAUGCUACGCUUAAUAAGAGCUACAACCUGACAUGGGAGUACCCUGUAGAUCCCGGGUUCUAUUACAUGAUUCGUCUUCAUUUCUGCGAGUUUGAGGCUGAUAUCACUGCUGCUGGUGACAGAGUGUUCUUGAUUUAUAUUGGAGACUAUAUGGCUGAGAAUAAUUUCGAUGUAUUUCCUCGGGCGGGAGGGAAAGAUAGUCCUAUUUAUAGAGAUUAUGGUGUUCAUGUGUCUAGAAGUGAUCAAAAGAAAGUGAAUCUCAGUGUUAUGCUUCAACCAAAACCAAAUGACAAUUUGACGAGAUUCUCUAAUGUGAUCUUGAAUGGUGUUGAAAUCUUCAAAUUAAACGAUUCUAAUGGUAAUCUUGCUGGCCAAAACCCAGACCCACCUCCCACUCAAUCUCUUCCACCAUCAAUUCCACAAUCGGAUAAGAAUAAACCAAAACCUAAAAUUGUGGCAAUUGUAAUACCUGUUGUGGUUGGAUGUGUGGUUGCAAUAUUGGCUCUGGGUUUGUUUUUCUUUCGACGACGAAGAACAUUUACAGACAAAGCCUCCAGUGAUGGAACUUGGUGGUCGGCUUCGUACACCACAUCCUGAAGAAAUCAAAACAAAUCAAGUAAGACCCGCAACUCAAAUCUCCCCUCUGAUUUAUGUCGUUACUUUUCAUUAGGGGAGAUUAGAGCUGCAACUAAGAAUUUUGACGACGUUUUCAUCAAUGGUGUUGGCGGAUUCGGUAACGUGUACAAAGGUUACAUCGAUAAUGGAGCCACUCAAGUGGCAAUAAAGCGGUUGAAACCAGGUUCAAAACAGGGCGCGCACGAGUUCAAGACAGAGAUCGAGAUGCUCUCGCAACUUCGUCAUCUCCAUCUCGUCUCUCUAAUUGGAUAUUGUAAUGAUGGAAAUGAAAUGAUUCUAGUCUAUGAUUACAUGUCUCAUGGAACUCUCCGUAGUCACCUAUAUGGGAAAGACGAGCAGCCUCUAACAUGGAAUCAACGUCUCCAAAUUUGUGUUGGUGCAGCAAAAGGGAUACACUACCUUCAUACAGGAGCUACUCACACCAUCAUUCACCGUGAUGUCAAAACGACUAAUAUUUUACUUGAUGAGAAAUGGAUCGCAAAAGUUUCGGAUUUUGGGUUAUCGAAAGUCGGGCCGGCAAACAUGUCCGACAAUGCGCACAUUAGCACAGUUGUUAAAGGUAGCUUUGGAUACUUAGACCCAGAAUAUUAUAGACGACAACAGUUAACCGAAAAAUCGGAUGUAUAUUCAUUUGGGAUAGUUCUUUGUGAAGUACUUUGUGCUCGUCCACCAUUGAUACGCUCUGCAGACAAGAAGCAAGUGUACCUAGCAGAAUGGGUAAGACAGUGCCACCAUGACAACACGGUGGCUCAAACCAUUGACCCGAACAUAAAAAGUGAAAUAUCACCGGAAUGCUUGAGAAAGUUCAUAGACAUCGCUGUGAGUUGCAUUGAAGAUGAUGGCAUAAAGCGGCCAUCAAUGAACGACGUGGUGUGGGGAUUGGAGUUUGCAUUGCAAUUACAAGAGGCAUCAAAGAAAGAGGGAGACGUAGAUGAUGUGGGGAGUGGCAAGAGGGAUAGAUGCGAAGAACGGUGGUUGGUGGAUGAAACAUUGUUUAGUAGUACCGGUGAUCGGAGACGCGAGUCGGGGUCGGGGGUGAGCAGUUUUGUGACAACAAGCAAUAGUGAUGAUUCAAGUUAUACCCAUAAUAAAGGAAUGUCUGGUACUGUUUUUUCUGAGAUUAGGGACCCUGUUGGGAGAUGAGAAAGAUUUUCUUUUUUUUUUUUUUUUGUUUUUUUGUUUUUUUUUUUAAUUUGCAAUAAUUACAAUGGGAGAAGAUUAUGGCAACAUUGUGGAGAGGUGUUAUUAAUUACAAAUAAUUUAUAAUGUAGCAUUUGCUUUAAAUGUUAAAUUGACAUUUGUAAAUUAUAAAUUAAAUUUUCGAAAUAUGCUAAAUUAUCUAGAA